CUACUCAGCAUUACACAACACCACGACGGAAGACGCCCAUCAUUUCGUCUCACACACAAUUACAUCUGCUUCCCGCCACGAGCUAUCUGAUAGCACGCCCACACCAUCGCAGUGUGACCUGACCUCCUCAGCUGACCCAAGUGCAUCCGCUUCAGAAGAUUCGCCCAACAUGGCUGUCGUAAACAUCCGACGAGACGUCGACGACAAGUACUACCGCUACCGCAUGCCCCUCCUUCAGACCAAGAUCGAGGGAAGAGGUAACGGCAUCAAGACGGUCGUGCCCAACAUGUCCGACAUCGCCCGCGCCCUGAGUCGACCUCCUACCUACCCGACCAAGUUCUUCGGCUUUGAGCUCGGUGCCCAAACGACCUUGGACGAAAAGAAUGAUCGCUACAUCAUCAACGGAGCUCACCAAGCUGAUCAGCUCCGCACCCUUCUUGACGACUUCAUUGACAAGUUUGUUCUCUGUGGCGAUUGCAAGAACCCAGAGACAGACCUCAAGGUGCCUAAAGAUGGCAGCAAGAUCAUGAGGGAUUGCAAGGCCUGUGGCAAGCGAAGCCCCGUCAACAUGGCUCACAAGCUGACCACCUACAUUUCCAAGAACCCACCACCCAAGAAGGUCAAGGGUGCCAAAGGCGCCGGCAAGUCCGCUGGGCAGAGUGUUCAGGAAGGAGAUGGAGGAGGCAGCGACGACGAAUUGACAGCCAAGAUCAAUGCUGAGGCUGCGAACAUUCCCACUGCGGAGCAGCACGCCAAGAGCUCUGCUGGUGAUAACGAAGGCUGGUCAGUCGACACCUCUGAAGCCGCCGUCAAGGCUCGGGUCAAGGCACUGGAGGGAGGUCUUCAAUCUGGUCUCACUCUCGGCGACGACGACGACGAGGAUGAGGAUGCCGACUCUCCUUACAAUCAAUAUGGUCUUUGGCUCCUCGAGAACCACGAAGCUUCGGCUGCCGAAGUGUACAAGAAGGCUCAGGAGCUGGGCAUCGAGAAGAAGCACAAGGCUGUUCAGGUCCUUGUCCAGGGUCUUUUCACCGCCAAUGCCGAGAAGGAAGUCGAAAAGUAUGCUCCAGUCCUGGCCAAGAUGAUCACUAGCGAGAAGCACCAGAAGUCUCUUCUCGGAGGUGUUGAGCGUCUGGCUGGUGUCCAGGAGCCUACGCUGAUCCCCACUGGCGUGCCCAAGCUUCUCAUGGCGCUUUACCAGAUCGACGUCUUGGACGAGGAUGUGGUCAAGGACUGGGGUGGCAAAGUGAGCAAGAAGUACGUGGACAAGGAGACGAGCAAAAAGGUGCGCAAGAGCGCCAAGCCCUUCUUGGACUGGCUGGAGGAGGAGGACGACGAUGAUUCUGAAGAGGAAGACUCGGAGGAAGAGGACGCCGGCAAGAAGACCAAUGGCAAGAAGGCGGCAUCUGAAGAGGAAGAGAACGAGGAGGACUACGAUGACCUCUGAAAAGGCUUCGUACGCCGCCUUCCCCUCGCUUCCUCUGCGAAUCUCUGCAAGCAUAGCCGAAAGAGACCUUUUUCUUUGGCAAGUCGUCGUUGUACUUUUCCCCUCUCAUUAGUCCCACAUGGCCGUGACAUUCUUAUUUCGCGCACCUUCAUUCUUGUGAUAUAUGACUCAUUCUCACCGCUCCAAUCAAUGGAAACAGAAUUCUCCCUUGAACGGAACCGAGUCUGCGCCACAC
This is a messenger RNA of Microstroma glucosiphilum, 1682 nucleotides long. RefSeq lists its product as hypothetical. The transcript has a single exon. The record is from RefSeq and is a predicted model, not a curated record. The coding region runs from base 170 to 1447 and encodes 425 amino acids. Gene Ontology annotation, cellular component: cytosol. Gene Ontology annotation, biological process: translational initiation; formation of cytoplasmic translation initiation complex; formation of translation preinitiation complex. NCBI's taxonomy places the organism in Eukaryota, Fungi, Basidiomycota, Exobasidiomycetes, Microstromatales, Microstromataceae. Gene Ontology annotation, molecular function: GDP-dissociation inhibitor activity; eukaryotic initiation factor eIF2 binding; translation initiation factor activity.